Molecule: messenger RNA, 1443 nt
Organism: Penicillium daleae
Lineage: Eukaryota; Fungi; Ascomycota; Eurotiomycetes; Eurotiales; Aspergillaceae
Gene: glkA
Product: glucokinase glkA
Exons: 3
Coding region: 1-1443 (480 amino acids)
Biological process (GO): glycolytic process; glucose 6-phosphate metabolic process; intracellular glucose homeostasis
Cellular component (GO): cytosol; mitochondrion
Molecular function (GO): mannokinase activity; D-glucose binding; fructokinase activity
Source: RefSeq, a predicted model, not a curated record
AUGUCGUCUGCUCUGCUGGACGAGGCCACGCGCAUCGCGCGCGAGUUCGAUUACCCCGCGGAUCAGGUCCAGCGUGGUGUUGAUGAGUAUAUCAAACAAUCAAACGAGGGUCUGGCACAGGAAAACACCACAUUAAGCCAAAUUCCCACUUUCGUGACCGCUGUGCCCAAUGGCACCGAAAAGGGUCUCUACCUCGCAGUCGACCUGGGUGGCACCAACUUCCGUGUGUGCUCCGUUCAGCUCCAUGGCGACACCACCUUCUCCCUCACUCAGUCCAAGAUCAUGAUCCCGCGGGAACUCAUGGCCUCCGGUACCUCCAAGGAUCUCUUCCUCUUCCUGGCCCGCCAAAUCGAGGCCUUCCUCCGCAUUCACCACAACGAGCACUUCGAGGCUCACCUGCUCCGGAGACGCGACGGCACCGACAUGGAGGACCUGUUCGACUUGGGCUUUACCUUUAGUUUCCCCGUCCGCCAAUGCGGAAUUAACUCCGGAACCCUGAUCCGCUGGACCAAGGGCUUCAACAUCCCUGAUGCCGUUGGCCACGACGUAUGUGCUCUGCUUCAAUCCGCCAUCGACGAGCUCCACCUGCCGGUCCGCGUGGCUGCGCUCGUCAACGACACCGUCGGCACACUGAUGGCUCGCUCGUACACUUCCCCGGCGAGACCGGCACUCUGCUGGGUGCCAUCUUUGCUCAAGAGCAUGAAGGAUGCGCACUAUGAUACCACUACGGGCGAGAUGAUCGUCAACGCCGAGUGGGGUAGCUUCGACAACCACAUGAGCGUGCUGCCCGACACCGUCUACGACCAGCAGCUGGAUGCUGACAGCAACAACCCCGGUGUGCAGAUGUUCGAAAAGCGUGUCUCGGGUAUGUUCUUGGGUGAAAUCUUGCGUCGUGCCCUGCUGGCCAUGCACAACAACUCCGACCUGGGCCUCUUCAAGCCCAACAAGACCUCCAACGUCUCUCUUCCCUCCGAUUCUCUUUUCUACCGCCAAUGGGGUCUGGAUACCAGCCUGCUAAGCCAAGUCGAGGCCGACACCUCCAAGGACUUUGUCGACGUCAAGGCUGCUCUCAAGGAUCACCUGAAGAUUGAGAACCCCAGCGAUGCGGAGUGCCAGGCCGUCAAGAUCCUGGUCCAUGCCGUCGGCAAGCGUGCCGCCCGCCUGAGCGCCGUCCCAAUGGCCGCCAUCCUCAUCCACACUGGCAAGCUCGAGACCGAGACCAUGGUCGAUAUCGGUGUCGACGGCAGCUUGGUGGAGUUCUACCCCAAGUUUGAGGAGUACAUUCGCGAGGCUCUGCGUGAGGUACCCAAGGUCGGAGUCGCUGGUGACAAGAAGGUUCGCAUUGGUAUCUCCAAGGACGGCAGCGGUGUUGGUGCUGCUUUGAUCGCUCUGGUGGCCAGUAAGGACGAGAGCCUGCAAAGCCCCCAUGGCCAUCGGAAAUGA